Molecule: messenger RNA, 693 nt
Organism: Mollisia scopiformis
Lineage: Eukaryota; Fungi; Ascomycota; Leotiomycetes; Helotiales; Mollisiaceae
Exons: 1
Coding region: 1-693 (230 amino acids)
Source: RefSeq, a predicted model, not a curated record
AUGUCUACGACCGGCGGCUUCUGGAUGGUAGAUACAGGUGGCAUAGCUUUGAAGUACCUGGCAUACGAACUUGGUCUUCCCCACCAAGAUAUAUGGCGAUCUGGUCUAACGAUGGAAAUACGGAUGCCAGUAUGGACUUUAUACGUCAUCUUGGCCGCCAAUAUACUUCUGAGAGGUACAAAGGAAGUGGAUCUCCUUACAAGGUAUAUUUCGAACAUACAAUGCAUUGUGAUGGACAUGUGCACGUGGUUCCUCACAGAAGACCGUGGUUUAACUCCACCUAAAGACUUGGAUUUCGUUUUGGGCUGUCCGCCUGAACCCGAGAGAUAUUGUGUGUAUCUUAACGUACUUCAUGAUUUAGUGUCUCAAAUUGAGGCAAAGAUCUUUAAGGUUGACAAGAAAGAUCGCGUCAAGCUCAGUCUCGAAAGCUUUAAUGGCGCCUGUAUUGAAGCGGGAAAACUGUGCGUCAAGAAUCAAUAUCCCGUCAACUACUACCUUGACUACGAAAGAGAGUUUCCUGGAUUUCGGAAGAACUUCAAGCAGGUCGCCAACAUGAAAGAAUUGCCAGGAAUCAGGGACACUAAAUCUUCAAACCCAGAAUCAGACAAUGCAGACGAGGAACUUUUCGACGUAGACGAAGAAGGCGAGACCGAGUUAGAAAACAUGAGAUACAGUACUGCCGGUGCAGUAUAG